This is a messenger RNA of Dothidotthia symphoricarpi CBS 119687, 819 nucleotides long. RefSeq lists its product as uncharacterized. The record is from RefSeq and is a predicted model, not a curated record. The transcript is spliced from 2 exons. The coding region runs from base 1 to 819 and encodes 272 amino acids. Lineage: Eukaryota; Fungi; Ascomycota; Dothideomycetes; Pleosporales; Dothidotthiaceae.
AUGAUCUGCACCACCUUCGCCUUCGCUGUGAUCAGCAUUUUCACGCUCGCCUCAACCGCUCCUCUCCCCAUCCGCCCCCGCUCCCCAGCAGCACAAAACACCUACAUCACCUACCGCGGCGACGGCUCCCCCGCCGCCGGCUGGCCAACCCGCACCCAAUGGCUAACCUUCGAAGAAGCCUGGACCGCCUCCCUCCCCACGAUCCAAAACUCCUGCACAGCCCUCGCCUCCGGGCCCAACAACGACGCCAGCGAAACCGCCGCCAUAAAAUCCAGCAUCGCCCACGAAGCAGCCUCAUCGCUCAUCCCCGCGGAAUUCAUCCUCGCAAUCCUCAUGCAGGAGUCCAGCGGCUGCGUGCGCGCCCCGACAACCCUCUGGCAGCACGCGAACCCGGGACUCAUGCAGACGGCCAUGGGGCGCGCGUCGUGCAACGUCGAUGGCGAGCCUGUUGUGCCGUGCCCCGAGGAGACGAUUGCGCGUAUGAUUCAUGAGGGGACUAGUACGUCGAGCGGGCUGGGGACGACGCUGGAGAGCUGUGUUAAGGAUGCUGGUGCUGGUGUUGGUACCCAGGAUGAUGGUGUGUGGUAUAGGGCGGCGCGGAUUUACAACGGCGGGCAUGUUGAGGGUGGGGAUUUGGGCGUUGGGCCCACGCCGUGCUAUGCGUCGGAUGUGGCGAAUCGGUUGGUGAGGCCGUUUGCGCAGAGUGGGUGUGAGGCUGCGGGCUUGCUGGUGCGGAGUGAUGGUGAUGAGGCGCCGGAGGAUGGCGGUGUUGAGUUGGCGCCUUUUGAUGCGAGGGUGCAGCGUACGAUUGGUGUUUAG